Lates calcarifer (barramundi perch) is the source of this 2793-nucleotide messenger RNA. It is a transcript of the gene clasrp, whose product is annotated as CLK4-associating serine/arginine rich protein. The transcript has 21 exons. NCBI's taxonomy places the organism in Eukaryota, Metazoa, Chordata, Actinopteri, Centropomidae. The record is from RefSeq and is a predicted model, not a curated record. The coding region runs from base 182 to 2149 and encodes 655 amino acids.
CGUGUAACGCCCCCUACAGGCACAGGUCUGCACAGACCAGUAGUUUGUAAACGGAGGAGAGGAGGCGUGUGACGCUCCACCACCAUCGUCUUUACCCAACCGAGAACAACCCCAGUGUGUGUCGGUGGUCAAUAAAACAGCAGCCGUGCCCCGCCGCGCCCCCACCCCCAGCGGAGCCGUCAUGUGGCAGGAGGCCCGCAAACAUGAGCGCAAGCUCCGUGGCAUGAUGGUAGACUACAAGCGCCGAGGCGAGCGCCGGCGAGAAUACUACGAGAAGAUAAAAAAAGAUCCAGCUCAGUUUCUCCAGGUGCAUGGCCGAGCAUAUAAGAUUCAUCUAGAUCCUGCUGUGGCGCUGGCUGCAGAGAGCCCCAUCAACAUGAUGCCAUGGCAAGGAGACGCCAACAACAUGAUUGACAGGUUUGAUGUGAGGGCUCACCUGGACUACAUCCCCACCUACACACCUCCACUGCUCAGCACAUCAACCCCAGAGCAGGAGAUGGAGGAGAGGAAGUGUAACUAUGAGCGUUACAGAGGCCUUGUGCAGAACGACUUUGCCAACAUCUCCGAGGAGCAGUGUUUAUACCAGAUCUACCUGGAUGAGCUCUAUGGUGGCCUGCAGAAACCAAAUGAGGAAGAGAAGAAAAAGCUGGCUGAGAAGAAGGCCACCAUUGGUUACACCUAUGAAGACAGCACUGUGACAGAGCCUGAACCCCAGUCAGACAAAGAUGAGGAAAAUUCAGAGAACAGUGAAUCUGAAGAGGAUGAGGGCAUCCCAGAUAUUGAUGUGGAGGUCGAUGUCGAUGAGCUGAACCAGGAGCAGGUGUUGGACCUAAACAAAAUGGCGACCCCAUAUGGAAUGGCUGAAGGAGACUUUGUCAGGAUGUUGAGGAAAGACAAGGAGGAAGUGGAGGCGAUCAAACAUGCCAAGGCCCUGGAGGCGGAGAAGGCCAUGUACUCUGGCCGGCGUUCUCGCAGACAAAGGAGAGAGUUCAGAGAGAAGAGGCUAAAAGGUAGACAGAUCAGUCCACCAAGCUACGCCAGGAGAGACAGCCCAACGUACGAUCCCUAUAAACGGCCAGAGUCAGAAUCCAGCUCUGAGUCUCGGUCACGUUCUCGGUCUCCCGGUCCAGAGAAGAUCACCUUCAUCACCAGCUUCGGAGGCAGCGACGACGAAGCUGCAGCAGCAACUCAAACUACCGCUCCUCACUCUGGCCACGCCCCCUCCAACUUGCAGCACCCUGCAGGUCAUAGCAGGGGCUCCCGGAGACGAAGGUCAUCCUCCAGUCGUUCCCCUUCCUCCUCCUCCCGCUCCUCAUCCCGCUCCUCCUCUCGCUCAUCUUCCCGUUCACGUCGAGCCCGACGAGGACGGGGGGGUGGAAGAGAUGGUCGUCGUUCCCGGAGCCGCUCGAGGUCGAGGCGGCGUUCGAGAUCUCACUCCAGAGGCAGAGGAGGGAACGGAGGAGGUGGAUCCUGGAGGAGACGCGACUGGACGCGAUCGCGGUCCAACGACCGAGAUAGAGAGCGAGAAAGGGACAGGGACAGAGACAGGGACAGGGACAGGGAUAGGGAUAGGAGACGAUAUUCAGCACGCAGGCGAACAAGGUCCCGUUCCAGCUCACGGCAGGGGGGCAGUUCCAGGCGAGGGGGCCGGAGCAGUGGAGGCCACCGGCGAGGAGACAGCGGCAGCCGCAGCCCCUCUCAGUCCCCCAGCCGCCCAAACCACAGUCCCUCCCCUGCUCACAGAGGAGCCCAGCCCUCUACCACCACCAUCUCUGACAAGCUAAGAAAGCCUGAUACUGCGGGUGGUAAAGAGACGGGAGCUGCCAAACCCAAGAUGACCCCACAGGAGCGGCUGAAGCUACGAAUGCAGAAGGCACUAAAUAAGCAAUCCAAGGCGGAUAAAAAAGCUGCUCAGGUGAAGAUCCAGCAGCAGGAACACAAACGACAGGAACGCGAGGGAGAAUUACGAGCCAUGGCACGCAAGAUACGCAUGAAGGAGCGUGAGCGCCGUGAGAAAGAGAGGGAUGAGUGGGAACGACAGUACGGGCGACAGAGCCACUCGCCUUCUCCUUCCAAAUAUGGCCGAGAAUACAACUCAUACAGAAGGAGGUCACGGUCUCGAUCACGAAGUCCGUACUACAGAUACUGAGCCGACAGCUGGAAAAUAACAUCUACAGUCACUGUCCAGUAAAGAAGAUAUGAACAGACCAACCGACCAAUCUAAAUGUGUGUUCUUUGGUACUGUUUAUGUCUACAAAGAAUAAAACCUUGACCAUGAUACCUUAGUUUCACUAAUUACAUCUCUGAGUGGUUCAACCAAGCGCAGUUUGGUCUGCCCUUUUCAGUUUUGCUUCAUCUUGUGAAGAUCGUCUGAUUAAAUAAGUUUCUUCUCCUCUGCAUGCUCCUUUUUUUCCUUUCCUGCCUGAACUCUUCUCACUGCAGACUUCUUCUGCAGACAUUUGCAUUUCUUCAAAGUAUGUGAUACAGAGCAAUAACUAAACUUUCACCUUAUGUCAUCAAUGUUCUCCCACAUUUUACUUUAGCAAGAAAAUACACUAAGGACCGUUUUACACAACCCUCAUGAACUGAUGUACAGGAUUAUUUAUACACAUCCAUUUGAAACUUGUUUAUGAAACGUUGAAGUCAAAGUUCCUACAUUUAUUGAAACAAUCAACUGCUCUUUUUAUACUCUCUGCCCUCUGCCAACUGGUUAACAACCGCAAAUAACUUCUUUGUUCUCAGUAAUGUGGAAUGUUAAAUACAGAACAGAAAAUAAAACUGACUUUGAAAUUA